AUGAGUGCCGCCGUCAACCACAUCAAGCUUUACACAUGUGGCACCCCAAACGGGUACAAGGUGUCCAUUCUCUUGGAACUCUUGGGCCUUAAGUACGACUUUCACUACCUCAACAUCCGCGAAAACGAACAGAAGCAGGAAUGGUUCCUCAAGUUGAACCCGAACGGGCGGAUCCCCACCUUAUCUGAUACCAACCACUCUGUCAGCGGCUCCGAUGGAAGCGACGGGAUCACUGUCAACGAGACCGGUGCGAUUAUGCAAUACCUUGUGGACAAGUACGACACCGAGCACAAGCUUUCUUACCCGAUUGGUACUAAGGAGUACUACUUGCAGUUGGAAACAUUGUACUUCCAGAUGUCCGGGUUGGGGCCAAUGCAAGGCCAGGCCAACUUCUUUAGCAAUCUCGCCCCAGAGAAGAUUCCGUACGGUAUCAAUCGCUACACUGAGGAAACCAAGAGAUUAUACUCGGUUUUGGAGGAUUACCUCGCUAAAAACUCCAAGAACGGGUCUCUCUAUUUAGUUGGUAACCACUACUGUAUCUCCGACAUUGCAGUUUUUGCCUGGGCCGACGCGUUGCACGUGUUGGAAAUUGAGAUGUCUGAAUAUCCAUUGGUCGAUAAGUGGUACAAGACGCUUGCGGCCUUGCCAGAAGUGCAAAAGGGGCUAACGAUUCCAAGAGCAUCGGUAUAUGCCAAGAAGGGUUGA
This is a messenger RNA of Babjeviella inositovora NRRL Y-12698, 705 nucleotides long. Its product is annotated as glutathione S-transferase family protein. Bases 1 to 705 code for a protein of 234 amino acids. The record is from RefSeq and is a predicted model, not a curated record. The transcript is spliced from 2 exons. Lineage: Eukaryota; Fungi; Ascomycota; Pichiomycetes; Serinales.